UACAAUUUAUGAAAAAGGAAAUAAAGAUAAAAUAUAAAAUGAUAAAAAAAUAAUAAAUGAAAUGAAUAUCACUAUUAAAAGUGUAUCAUUAUUCAUGUGUAUGAAAUUAUGUGUAUAACAUGGUCAUCAUAUUUGCAAUAAUUACAUCGCGGUAAUAUUAUUAUAUUAUGCUUAAGACUAUUUUCUCAAUUAUCAUUUGAAUUUCAUAAAGUAGUGGUAAUUUUCCUUCUUUAUAUAAGUAUGUAUAAGUAUCAUUUACAUAAGAUGUUUAUUUCGUAUCAAACGUAACAAUUUAGUUUUUAAAUCCAAGGAGAUAUUAAAACGUAUGGUUGUGUUAUCCAAAUCCAAAAUAUUAGUGAAUUAUGAGCUUAUUGUCUCCCCCGCUUCGUGCUCCUUUUUAUUGCUUUUUGAAAAACUCCCAAUUUUCUAAUGGUUUGGAAUGGUAUCUAUCAGUGUUUUAACGCAUUUGCUGGUUACAUUACUUUAAUAAAAAAUUAAAUAUUAAAUUAAUUAAAAUGGUUUUUUCGUAUUAUAUGUAUAUUAGAACUUGAUUUCGAUUAGAAUUUGCGACAGUUACACUUCAAGAUUCAGAAGCUUAUACUUGUUUAGCGUGGUAUUAUUUUUAACAUGACAAGAAAUCGCAGUAUACAUAGUACAUAUAUACAGAAUAAGUAACACAUAUGCAACCUAAUUUAGAUAAUAUUGAUAAUAAAUGACUAAUAAUGGGAAGCUAAAUGCGCAUUUAUUAAUAUUUCUAUUUUACAGUACUCUUCAAUCAAUAUCACGAUAUUUUACGAAGUACUACAAUAAAUAUUAAUACAUUGCUUUUACUUUUUGUGUCAUGAAAAGUAACAAAGCAAAGCAAUCGAGAAGUUAUAUAAAACAUAUUUGAAUGUAAAUAAAGAAGAAUAACAAGAUUAUGGGAAGAAUACAUGCUACAAAGGAUGUUAUUCGUUUUUAUUGAAACAAUGCAAAAAGGACAAUGUUAAGAAAAUAUUGCUGCAUAUUUUGUAGAUGAAAGUACCAUACCAAUGUAGUAUACCAAUAGGUUUUCUACAGUUGAAUAUAUUUAUAUAUUUGAUUAAUGGUAAAUAGGUGAAAAGACGAAACUUGAAAUUUGGUUAUUGUUUUUUUAUAGCGGCAAUACUUUCUCUUUAUCUUGGUUCGUUAUCACGGUGCGUAAUGCAUUAUACAUAUGUAUAUCGUAUCUAUGGAACAUAUACAAACAUUGCGUAUAGUAUGAUUCACACUGGACUUUGCGCGUAUUUUUUAAUGGUUUCUUUGUUACAAUAUAUCUUUGUUUUCAAUCAUAAUGUACAAAUGUAUAAUGUACAAUAUCGUUAUAGUACCACCCGAUACAUUCAUGUAUGUAUAAUGUUAAGAAUAGGGAAGCGGUUAAAGCUAUUUCAACUUCAGUCUUUUAUAACGAUCUGCCGUGUACUGAGCGUUCGACUGUCCCUACGAGUUUUCCCAUUCAGUGACUCUCUUUUAAAAAGAAAACCGUAUGGCUUUAUUAAUGUUUUAGAUCUUCAAUAAUUUUAAAAUUUGUGUUGCUCUGACUAUUACACGUUUAUUAACUCGUCUUCGAUAAAUCUUGCUGCUAUUUCCAAUUAUAUGUAUUUGACUUAAUUAAUCGAGUGAAAUUUAUCUAAACGGAUGCUCAUACUUCAUCGAUUUAUCCAUAAAAAUGUUUUGUAAUCAUUUAUGAAAAGUUCGUAAAAGGUUAUUGUUUAUCAUCGUCAAGCUCGAUCACAAAUAAUUUCAUAGAACGUAAUCGAGUUUUUUAAAUGUUUGAAAAUGUUUUUAUAAACUCACUAGGGAAUUUUUAACGCGGUAAGUUAGUCAAGGUAUGAGGAAGGUACUUACAUAUUUUGAAUAAUGAUCUGAACAAAGUGGAUAUAAAUUAGUGAAACUACUGAUCAAUCAUGUCCACAAAAUCGGAGUCCAAGGAGAAGCAGAGCAGCAAUGGAAUGCAAAACACCCCAGUAUCACCAUCAUAUUCAAAAAUAACAACCCCUAUUGACAUCGAAUUCAAUGACUUAACUUGUACAGUACCUCGUGGUAGAAAAGGUACAAAAGUAAUAUUAAGAGGAAUUUGUGGACAAUUUAAAUCUGGAGAAUUAACCGCUAUAUUAGGCCCAUCAGGCGCCGGAAAAUCCACCUUGUUAAACAUUCUCGCAGGAUACAAAUCGGCUGAUAGUGUUACGGGACACAUAAGUAUCAAUGGACAAACUCGAGACGAGACUUAUUUUAAAAAAAUAUCGUGUUACAUAAUGCAAAAAGAUCUUCUUCAACCAUGGCUUACAGUGCAAGAGGCAAUGCAAUUUGCUGUAGAUUUGAAACUUGGCAACAUUUCCCAAAAAGCAAAAUCGAUCGCUAUAGAUGAAAUUCUAAAUAUUUUGCGAUUACGUCAUGCAAAAGAUACAACUACCGAAUGCCUAUCGGGAGGCGAAAGAAAAAGACUUUCGAUCGCUUUGGAACUCGUGAGUAAUCCUCCUGUUGUGUUUCUUGACGAACCAACUACAGGACUAGAUGAAAUAUCAGCUGCACAGUGUACCGACCUUUUAAAAUCUUUGGUGCGACUGGGGAGAACGAUAAUCUGCUCCCUCCAUACUCCAAGUGCAAGCAUUUUCGCAAAAUUCGACCACAUUUAUGUUAUAGCCGCUGGCCAAUGUAUCUAUAGAAGCACUGUACAUAAUCUGGUACCAUUUGUUCGACAAAUUGGUAUUGAAUGCCCGAAACACUACAAUCCUGCCGAUUUUGUGAUAGAAAUAUCUGCGGGCGAAUAUGGUUCAGAAUGGAUAAGUCGAAUGAUAAAUGCUGUGGACGCAGAAUUUCCUAUCGUUCCUGUUUCUCGACGAACGAGGUUCGAAUUUCAAUACAAAGCAAAAAUAUCGAAAGUGUCCUGGUUCAAACAAUUUGUUGUUCUAUCAAGAAGAAUGUUAUUACAGUUACGUAGAAAUAAGAGUUAUAUGUACUUAAAAAUAAGUUUAUAUAUAUUCCUGGGCUUCGUCGUUGGUAGUUUAUUUUUAAACAUUGGAAACGAUGGGUCGAAAACCUUAUCCAACUUUACUUUCUGCUUUGCUUGUUUGAUAAUUCUCCUCUAUGUACCUAUGUCACCGGUAUUAAUGCACUUUCCUUCGGAAGUGCAAUUGGUUAAACGAGAAUAUUUCAACAUGUGGUACGAUUUGAGUCCCUAUUAUUGUGCAUUUACAAUAGUUAAUAUACCUGGACAGAUAUUACUAUCGUCGAUAUAUUUAUUGAUAGUAUAUGUGAUCACAAAUCAACCUCUGGAGUUGUCCAGAUGUGCAAUGUUUUUUAGUAUUUGCUUCAUGUGCGCGUUUAUCGCAGAAAGUAUGGCAUUAGUUAUUGCCAGCACACUGAACAUCGUAAAUGGUACAUUUGUUGGGCCUGCAAUUUCCACUCCACUAGUGUUGGUAGCUAUACAAGGAAUCGGCGAAACGGAAAGUUUAUCUAUCUAUCGUAAACUCAUAAUGUAUCUAAGUUACAUUCGAUAUGGUAUAGAAGGUCUUCUAGUUGCUUUGUACGGUUACAACAGAGAAAAGCUAUACUGUCCGCCUGCAGAAAUAUUCUGCCCCUUCGGAACACCUCGACAAGUUUUACUAACAAUGCAGAUGGAACAUGUGGUUUUUUGGGUUGACAUUAUCGCUUUAAUAAUUAUCCUUAUCUGUCUAAGGGCUCUCUCUUAUUAUUUGCUUAGACAACGACUUAAUCCAAACAAAAUGUUUCAAGCACUUCAUCUCAUUGGAAGGAUAAUAAAAAAUCAUUUUAACAUCGACAAUUAAAACCUAGUCUUAUUUUGUAGUAUAAAUAUACGAAAUAUUAUUUUCGAAAAAGUAAUCGAUCUUUUAUCAUUUUUUUCCGAAUGUGAUGAAAAGAAGAUCACGUAAUUAAAUUUAAUUUAAUGAACUUAUAUUGUAAUUACAUAUAAGCAAAUCCAUGGCUACUAGUGAUUUUAAAUGAUUUUGUUCAUUCUACCACUAAUUAGGUGCAAUCAAUAAAAUGAUCUGAAAAGCUUAAAGUA
Molecule: messenger RNA, 4045 nt
Organism: Bombus impatiens (common eastern bumble bee)
Lineage: Eukaryota; Metazoa; Arthropoda; Insecta; Hymenoptera; Apidae
Product: ATP-binding cassette sub-family G member 1
Exons: 12
Coding region: 1926-3806 (626 amino acids)
Cellular component (GO): plasma membrane
Molecular function (GO): ATP hydrolysis activity; ATP binding; ABC-type transporter activity
Source: RefSeq, a predicted model, not a curated record